GGUGUGUUAAAAAUAAUAUAACCCUAGGAGUUCAUUUAGAUAUAGGGAUAAAAUAUUGGGUGCAUAACCUGCAGAAUGCUUUGACGUUAUACGAAAGUGUUUGAAGAAAGUUUGUAGACUGUUUUUAUUAAAACACGUGGUAAUCUGGAACCGCCGCAAUGACGAAAAUUAGGAAAGUGAAACGUAGAAAGAAGUUUCGUAUGAAUGUGAAUCGUAAACGGUUACGAAAUAAAUUGAGAAAAUUACCGACAAUAAAAUGCAAAGAGUUGAAAGACUCAUGGGAAGUGACUAAAUCUACGCGGACUAACUUGAAUCAAAUGGGACUGGCGUAUGACCCAAAUGAAUUAUUAGAAAUUGCUAGUAACAAAAAACAACUUGUUGAAAAGUUUACUGUUGAUAACAUAGAGAAUGUACCAACAAAUGAAGAUGUUGAAAUGACACCAGUAAAAGUGCAUGUAGCAGAAGCACUUGAAGCAGAGGCAAAAGCUCCAAGGAAAAGAGUGUUCAGGUUACCAAAUAAUCAAGUACAGUUUCUUACCUACUUAAUGGAUAAGUAUGAGGAAGAUUAUAAGGCAAUGGCACAAGAUAAAAAGAAUUAUGAUCAAUUAACGUGGAAACAAAUACGGGCUAAAAUAAAAGUGUUUAAGGGUAUCCCUGAGCAAUAUAAUGCAUAUCUUCAAUCAAAGAUAAACAAUAACAACUAGUUUACCGUUGAAUGUAAUAAGAAUAUAUUUUUGAAAUUUGUAUAUAAAGUAUUUAAAAUAUAAAAUAAAUAAACUAAUAUCAUUGUUUAGGUAAGUACAAGAAAUUAAGAAAAACA
Messenger RNA from Megachile rotundata (alfalfa leafcutting bee), 820 nucleotides. Its product is annotated as nucleolar protein 16. The record is from RefSeq and is a predicted model, not a curated record. Gene Ontology annotation, biological process: ribosomal large subunit biogenesis. Gene Ontology annotation, cellular component: nucleolus. NCBI's taxonomy places the organism in Eukaryota, Metazoa, Arthropoda, Insecta, Hymenoptera, Megachilidae.